Messenger RNA from Coregonus sp. 'balchen', 30299 nucleotides. Lineage: Eukaryota; Metazoa; Chordata; Actinopteri; Salmoniformes; Salmonidae. The record is from the annotation of a GenBank genome assembly.
GUAGAGAUUGCCAAACAACAAGCCACGGAGGAGCGCAAUGAGUGGUGUGUGUUUUGUGUGUAUGUGGUUUAUUGCGACAGUUGUCUAGGUGUGCUUGGCAGAGGCAAUUGGUGACUGUGUUUGUUGAAGGACAUAACCAAGUAGGUGAACUCUCUCUGUUCAUUUCUCUCCAUGUGUCUCUCUAUCUCUCUCCUUUCUCUGUUUGUUUUUGUUGUGUGUGUGUGCCUAUUCUCUCUCUGUCUGUUGUGUUGUGGGAGGGUGAGGCGGGCCACUGGCCAGCCAUAUAAUUGGACAUGAUAAAUAUAGUGGUUUCCUGUGGUGGGGUUGAGAGCUAGCCAGUGGGCUGUAGCCAGUGUGAAAGCAAUGCCAGAUGAGGUGUGAACUGUGAACCAAAAUGAACAUUUGAGACUUUCUUUCACUUUCCCUAUCUCUGCAAAGCGAUGUGUGAGAGUGUGAGAGAAAUCAAAAAUAAUAAAAGGAGACAGCCGAUAAGAGGAGAGGGCGAAAAAGGGGUAGUUGAUAGACAGCGAAUCUGGAAACUUGUCGUGUCAGCUUAACAUUGAAUGGUUGCCUCUUCAGAUUUGGCCAUUUUCACCUGGCAAAGAUGGACAAGGGCAACAUGGGCCCCAAGAAGACGUUUGUGUCCACUUUUCGGAUGGACUUUAAGCCUGCCGCCCCUCAGUUUGUGUUGAAAGGGAUCAAGAAUGGGCUGGAGGAUCGGGGCACUGCUCAGGGGGGUAGCAGCAAGCAGGGAACUAUAUCAACAGGUAAGGAAUCCGUUUGAACUAUUUUAAAUCAAUGGAAUCAGGUUUACUGUUGUCAUCAAUCAGAUAUUUCUGGCUCUAGAAGAAUGGGACUCAGACCUUCUUUAAAAAUAGCAUAGUGCUUUAUCGUAGCAAUGGCAGUGAUCAUUUUAGCCAUCAUUUUGUAGUUACAGUUGAAGUCGGAAGUUUACAUACACCUUAGCCAAAUGCAUUUAAACUCUGUUUUUCACAAUUCCUGACAUUUAAUCCUAGUAAAAAUUCACUGUCUUAGGUCAGUUAGGAUCAUCACUUUAUUUUAAAAAUGUCAGAAUACUAGUAGAGAGAAUUAUUUAUUUCAUCACAUUCCCAGUGGGUCAGAAGUUUACAUACACUCAAUUAGUAUUUGGUAGCAUUGCCUUUAAAUUGUUUAACUUGGGUCAAACGUGUCGGGUAGCCUUCCACAAGCUUCCCACAAUAAGUUGGGUGAAUUUUGGCCCAUUCCUUCUGACAGAGCUAGAAUAGUUAGCAUACUAGCUAGCCAUUGCUUUCUGCCAACGAAAAAAAAAACUCUUCCCACGGCACGAACACACAGAGAGAGCCAAGCUAACGUUAACUAGUCACCCAUGUCCCGAAUUCCCUUGAACGACUCUGGUUACCAGUAUGUAAAAACAAAACACAAAUGUAGGUUAUAACUUACCCCUAGCAGCUACUGUUAGCUAGCCAAGUGCAAAGCUAGCCACUGAAUCGACUCAGCCAGUUCGCGUCUGUUUGCUAGGUCGUUCCAGCUAUUGUUUAGUAGCUAUCCAGGUAGCAACAAGCUAGCUACAUUUCGAGUACAGUAGCUACUUACUACCUAACGUUAACGCUUCAGACAAUGAGGUUAGAAUAACAGCUGAAUGGUAGGCAGCUAGAUGGCGUAAUUACAGGUACUCUUAAGCGUGAAACAACUAUCCACAGUUGCUAAUAGUUACCAGUAGCUACCCGCUAGCUAGUCUAGGUAGUGGGUUAGCUAGCCUCGUGCUUCACCGGGCUCAGCCGAAUACAAUACUUACAAUACUUACAUACAAUAACCUACGAUAACUACAAUAACCUACGAUGACUACCUACAAUACCUAACUACAAUCUAAAUACAUAGUUUAAGCUUUACUCGACACCAUAUAAGCCAUAUAAGCUUAUAUAAGCUUAUAUAAGCUAUAUAAGCCAAGCUUACCUCCCACCAGAGAGAGACACAACCUCACCCGACGACUGCAACGUUGAUAAAAUGAUGUCAAUUAGCCUAUCAGAAGCUUCUAAAGCCAUGACAUCAUUUUCUGGAAUUUUCCAAGCUGUUUAAAGGCACAGUCAACUUAGUGUAUGUAAACUUCUGACCCACUGGAAUUGUGAUACAGUGAAUUAUAAAUGAAAUAAUCUGUCUGUAAACAAUUGUUGGAAAAAUGACUUGUGUCAUGCACAAAGUAGAUGUCCUAACCGACUUGCCAAAACUAUAGUUUGUUAACAAGAAAUGUGUGGAGUGAUUGAAAAACGAGUUUUAAUGACUGCAACCUAAGUGCAUGUAAACUUCCGACUUCAACUGUAUGUGGGAGUUUUUGGGCAUUGGUCCUAUGUGAAUCUCAUUGAUUGAACUCUUUGCCCUGAAGAACAAGAACUCUGUUUAGGACAUUUGAGCAACUGACCCUCACUGAUCAUCCUAAACCUAAUUAGCAUAUGAUUCAGAGGUGUUUGCAUGACUCUCGAGGUAAGCAAGCCCCUAGACUAGUGCUGUAUGUUCGCUGUUAUUAUCCUACCUUACUGUAUGGCCAGAAGGCUCUUUUUUGUUUUGUUGAUUUGACAAUAUCAACAUGGUCAAAUGUAUUUGUGUUAUCUAUGCAACUGCACCUUAUAAAAUGUUCAAAUAAUUCCGGUUAUAAUUAUUACAUGUGUUGAAUGCAUGAGCCUUUUGCCAAAACAUUGGUGAUGUAAAAUAAAUAACACUAUAUACAAUGCAGAAUACAACCUUCAUUAGGGGUUCAAGCCAGCGAAGCUGCCUUAUAUUUAAAUCUAAAAAGGAUUACAUUUGUUUGUCUUUCCCUGCUGAUCUACCCAACGAACAUUUAUAAAAAAACACAAAUGUAUUGAUUCCAUAUGUCCUCAAACCCCAGAGUUAAAGAAGCACUCCAGAACUGUUUCUGUUGAAAAACAAUAUCCCACGUAUAAAUACAGUAAUGUACACACAUUUAAGGGUAAAAACAAUUAUUUUGAGCAAAAUAGUGUUUUUUAGACACAACUGCAAACUUCAAGGAGUAGGCCAUUCAAGGAGUUGGUCUGAUAGUGUGCUCUGAUGUCAUCGGCCUCCCCGCUUGCUUAAGGAACAAUAGAGGACCAAAAGAGAGCGAAAGAGGAAAGGCCCACCCCCCCAUUUGUGCAAUGACAUGAGGAUACCUGGACCACCUAUUGAGAUAUGCCUUUUGUUAAGUAAAUCAGGUGAACAAGUUCUGACCAUAGCCUUUCGCUUUGAAAUUAGUCAACUCGAUAGAGGGCGGUUCAGAGAAACCACACUUAAUUGCUCCGAAAUGAGUGAAGACGGUGGAGUGUGGGUAGUGUUAUAACCACACUCGAUCGCUUUGAAAUGAGUGGAGAUGGUGGAUUACGGUUAAUGUCUGGGGGAUUUUCAUAGUGGGUGGCCUAACUUGAUUAUAAAAGGGAGGACUAGAAUGAUAGGAAAUUAUUAUUAUUUUAAAUGCUAAAGAUCUGCUAGACUUGUUAGUAUUCUGAGGUAGUUUUACUUACAACCUGGGGAGCUAGUUAUGCAUUAAGGUGUUUGAUGCCGCUACUGUGUGCAGGUGUACUGCCGUUAGCGCAAGACGAAUUGUUACUCUAACUUACAAGAAGUUAACAUUUUAUCGAAUCAUACUAUUGAGUGAACUGCUGUAUUUGUAUUACUUUGAUGGUUAUUAUUAUUAGUUUAAAUGUUCUAGAACGUAUUUUUUUAUUAGUGUUAGCUUUUCUCCUCUCUCAGCCCACAAUACGAACUAACAGGAAGUCCUUUAGAGUUAGCCCUGGCUUGGGCAGUAAUGUCACCAUUAAAGAGUGAGUGGGAUAAUUUGGAAUUCAAAUUCCAAAGUUCCCGUGUCAUUCCAGGAAUAGAGUGUCUUUUGGGUAGUGUAGUUUUGUAAAAGAUAACUGUUUAUUUCACCUCAUUUUAACAUUCCGUCAUAAAGAGCACAUGUUGAACUUCAUAACAAACAUGUUUUCUUAUCUCCAGAGGUUAAAUUAAGAAAAAUGAAAAAUAUGAAAAGUAACAUCCUGACCGUAACAGGGUUGACCGUAACAGUUAAUCUUAAAUGUAACUGAAUGUAAUCGAACAUGUAAUCUACGUAAUCCCCAAAAGUCAUUAUUUAUCAUGAGAGGGCCUUAAACAAUAACUAGUAAUGCUGCAUACUCCAAGAAAGGUUAAAAUCUCACCUUUCUGGUAAAAAUAGUUACAAAUUGCUUCGUUGUACUUUUGAGGACACAAGCUCAAGUACACAGUACAAAUAUUAUAAAAAUAUGAAAUAUGUUAUAUGACGUAUUUCCUACUCAACAAAACGGUACGAAUAAGGUUUGAAAUUACAUUUUUUCGAAAUACACUAUAUAUACAAAAGUAUGUGGACAUCCCUUCAAAUUAAUGGAUUCGGCUAUUUCAGCCACACCUGUUGCUGACAGGUGUAUAAAAUCGAGCACACAGCUGUGCAAUCUUCAUAGACAAACGUUGGCAGUAGAAUGUCCUUACUAAAGAGCUCAGUGACUUUCAACAUGGCACUAUCAUAGAAUGCCACCUUUCCAACAAGUCAGUUCGUCAAAUUUCUGCCCUGGUCAACUAUAAGUGCUGUUAUUGUGAAGUGGAAAUGUCGAGGAGCAACAACGGCUCAGCCGCGAAGUGGUAGGCCACACAAGCUCACAGAACGGGACCGGCGAGUUCUGAAGCCCGCAGCACGUAAAAAUGGUCUGUCCUCGGUUGCUACACUCACUACCAAGUUCCAAACUGCCUCUGGAAGCAAUGUCAACACAAGAACUGUUCGUCGGGAGCUUCAUGAAAUGGGUUUCCAUGGCCGAGCAGCCGCACACAAGCCUAAGAUCACCAUGCGCAAUGCCAAGCGUCGGCUGGUGUGGUUUAAAGCUCGCCGCCAUUGGACUCUGGAGCAGUGGAAAUGCGUUCUCUGGAGUGAUGAAUCACGCUUCAUUAUCUGGCAGUCCGACGGACGAAUCUGGGUUUUGGCGGAUGCCAGGAGAACGCUACCUGCCCCAAUGCAGAAUGCCAACUGUAAAGUUUAAUUACAUUUACAUUUUACAUUUUAGUCAUUUAGCAGACGCUCUUAUCCAGAGCGACUUACAGGAGCAAUUAGGGUUAAGUGCCUUGCUCAAGGGCACAUAGACAGAUUUUUCACCUAGUUGGCUCGGGAAUUAGAACCAGCAACCUUUCGGUUACUGGCACAACGCUCUUAACCACUAAGCUACCUGCCGCCCCGGAGGAGGAAUGAUGGAGGAGGAAUGAUGGAGGAGGAAUGAUGGUCUGGGGCUGUCUUUCAUGGUUCGGGCUAGGCCCCUUAGUUCCAGUGAAGGGAAAUCUUAACGCUACAGCAUACAAUUACAUUUUAGACGAUUCUGUGCUUCCAACUUUGUGGAAACAGUUUGGGGAAGGCCCUUUCCUGUUUCAUCAUGACAAUGCCCCCGUGCACAAAGCGAGGUCCAUAAAGAAAUGGUUUGUCAAGAUCGGUAUGGAAGAACUUGACUGGCCUGCACAGAGCCCUGACCUCAACCCCAUCGAACACCUUUGGGAUGAUUUGGAACACUGACUGUGAGCCAGGCCUAAUCGCCCAAUGUCAGUGCCCGACCUCACUAAUGCUCUUGUGACUGAAUGGAGGGGGAAGCUUGUUGUGUGCAAUUGAACGCAAGCUUAACAAAACAUUUCUAGCCUACCUAUCUAUGGGUAAUAGGGUUGGCGUGUUAUGCUCAAUGUUGGCAUGUAUACUUAGUUUUCCACCACAAAACACCAGAAAAUGGGCAGAAAGAGUAGAACCAGCUCACUGGUUAAGUGCACAGUGAUGAGCUUCAUGCAAAAUUCAAAUAAAUAUUGAAAGCAUUAUUUCAGUGCUGGUGACAUGAUGAUCAGUGCUUGGCUGCCAAUUAUCAAAUAAAAAUGAUAUUGCUCUUAUUGAGGAAACUCGUUCGAGGAAUUAUUAUUAUUCAAGCGAUUGUAAGGAAGAUCACUCUCAGGAUGAACCCGGAGAGUAACUUCCAGGAUAUAGCGGAAAAGAACUCUCAGGAUAUACCGGAAAGGAUCUCAAAGAUUUUACAAUCACACAGUCUUUAUAUACUUCAUCUACACAAAGAGUUAUACCACCUUCUUGGGGGAGGUAAACUACUAAUAAGAGAUAAGUGUAAUUGGCUCCACUUCCUUAGAAAAAUAGUACAAUAACAGGUUGUAGUAACCAGUUCUCACAGCCUAUAUGUCUAAGAUAGAGGAGUGAUAAGAUAUUUAAAGCCUAACCAGAGGAAACUACAUUUCAGCCUGGCUUUUAGUGCCCUAUAGACAAUGAGCCAGUAAUAAAUUACUCCUCUGUGCGGUAUGUAAAGAGGUUACUGGACAGAUGUGGAAAUGUACCAGUGAAUAGCACUACUCAACUCAAGCAUUUAGAAAGCGUUAGACUGCAACAAACCAAUUUUGCGCCAACACUCUAAUCCAUAUCUCAUCAUGUAACCUACCGUCCUACCCUGUCGACUUUAUCAGCGAACUGUUUAUAGAGCAUGUGCCAAAACCAAAUUGGGCAAGUGUGCUAUUUAUCUCAACAGUUUUUGUGACAAAACCAUCAGUAGAGUUGAAAAUGUGAUGGAAACACACUGAGCUUCUGUUUUGUAUUCGGUACAUGGAAUCUUUAAGUAUUUUUAUACUACGUCAACACACACAGCUUUUUAUCCGCAAGUCUGUUUGAUAGAAAACACACCUCUGGUGGGAAAAUGUGCAAAUACUGUAUUUUUUAUGCAGAUUUUAGAAUAUUUGCUGAAAAUCUGUCGCCAAUUGGAUGGAAACCUAGCUACUGACAUGAAAGGCACUUCAUUCUUGGAAUGACCCUCCCGCUUCCAGGUGUGAAUAGCAUGUGACACUAUUUAUUAUCCUUACAUUUGCCUAGGAUGUGGUGUGUUGGUCUAUGGUGUUUAUUUACAUGUAUUUGGUGGGUACUGCUCGAUGGGGCCUCUUGUGUUCCAGAAAAUAAACUAACCGUCAUCUGUCCACGGAAGGCACCUCACUUCACAGAGCCUCUGCAGGACCGCACAGCGGAGGAGGGAAGUGACUUCACAAUUCAAGGUAUUAUCACAGGAAGUCAGCCCCUCAGCUUUUCCUGGUUACACGAAGGUGAGAGGGCAACCCUCAGGUUCCUGGCGACAACAUGUCAUAUUUUAUCUUUCAUAACAAAGGAAAUACUUUUUAGAUGACCAGCACGCACUCUAAGGCUGCAUCCCAAUUCUAUAUCCUUUUCCUGAAGUGUGCACUUGCACACUGACUGUCAUGGAUUUAAAAGCUUUGGAUGGUGUAAGCAUUAGCUGGAGUGAAUUUCCACAAUUGAAAAAUCCAUUAAAGGGAGUUUGCAAAUGCACGUUUCGGAAGGAGGGUAGAUAAUUGGCACCCUUUUUUUUUUUUUUUCACCUCUGGAGCCUCUGAAACCAGUAUAUCAAUGUUCUACAUAAAGCUUCUGUCUACCUCUUUAUCUAUUGUCUUCACAAAACAAUGGAACAGAAAAAGAAACAAUCGCCAAGACUAGUGACAAGAAGUUCCCCAGUCAGUCCUCAGACAAGGAAGUGGAGAGUAGAAGUACAAGAGCCUCCUCCACUCCUCAACACACAAGUACCCACAGAGACGAGAAGGGGAUAGGUACAAUUCACACCGUUCAUUUCAAAUCCUAUUUAUCUUCAACUUUGUACCCUCUACAUUAUAUAUUUUGUUAGUUUCUUCCUUCUAUCCUUUCUUUCUUUCCACCCCUCAUUGUUUCCUCCUUCCUCACUCUCUCUAGUCACUGAUUGGUUGAAAGCAGUGCAGGGGAAACCACCCCUUUAUUUAUCCAAUAAUGUCAGGUCAGUGACAAUUUAAAAGGGGGCUGAACGUCCUGAUUUAGCCUCGUUUUUCGGCUUGGUCAUUAAGAAAUGCAGCGGACAUGACUGAAGCCAAAUGAGAGUGGGGGGGGGGGGCUUUAAUGUGGGUGUCUCUUGUGUGUGUGUGUUCGCAGUUGGCAAGCAUUUGUACAUUGACUUUGCCAAAACAGUACACAGUUACAGUCACUCAUCCUUCUAUAUAACUUGAAACAGUCUAACCAGGUCUUGUGUCUUGAAGUCACCUAGGCUAGCUAGUGCUAGCCAACUUCUUUCACCAAUUAGCUUCAGCCAGCUGGUUUGCACAUCUUUUAGUUGUCUCAUUAAAUGCUUUCAAUAUUUGUAUAUUCAUUUCUACAGUUUAUAGUUGUUUUGAGGUUUAUAAGUCUUAUUUUUUUUACUGAUGGUUCCUAACUAGCCCCAUAGGGAUAUUGAAUGUCAAACCAAAUUGACCAUGGGCAUUAAGAUUAGGUCGCUUGCAGAUACACUCUGAAUUGAUGAUUACUUGGGUGCUGCCAGCUGUGGGCAGGAUUGAAAUAAACCCAACCCAAGGAAAACUGUUGAGGUACCCUUCAUUCCGUGACAUACAAUUUCUUCCUAUCAUCUCGCAAAUCUCAGUUUUGGACGAGACUGACUUUUUGACCAAAAAUACCCUAUUUACACUUUGUAGUUAAUUUUGACAGUUAAAUAAAUGUUUCUGACUCAUAUCGAUGCCACAGUCCGUUUUCAAAAACGAGAAGUUGCUGGAAGGAAAGAGGGAGGCAUGGAAGGAAAGAGGGAGGCAUGUAAAAAGCAUUUGAACUGGGUGUCAGAGUUUUUGUACGGGGAAAUUCAAGGGGUUUUCUCACAUAUGGCGAAUCAAAGAUGAUCUAUUAUACUGACAAGAUGGAAAUACAUGUCCUCAAAAAUGGAAGGCAGGCGGGAUCAGGUGGGACCAUUCUAACCAAUUAGAGGGCAGAUACGCAGGCAUAACUCAGAUAAAAUGUUGUUUUUGUUGUUGAAAUGCCACGUGUCCACUUAUCAAUGCAUUAGUAACAACCUAAUAAGUAAGCAUUUCACUGUAAUGUCUACACCUGUUGUAUUCGGCGCAUGUGGCCAAUAAAAUUUGAUUUGAUUUUAUCAUUAAAAAACAUAUUAGAUCAAAUUAGCAAUUAAUUUAUUGUUGACCAGAUUUGACACUUUCAUUGACCUCCAUACAAAAUGUAUUCGCUUUGUGGUCUAAUUUUCAUGAAAAAAAUGUUGGUGGACUAAACCCUCUCGCUUCACGUCUUUCUCUCUGGCUGAAUUCCAACUGACGAAUAGUCCAUACUCCUUUGAUAGGUGGAAUCAUAGAGCUAGAUAGAGGACCCAUCUUUAUAUAUGUGCCAUUAUAGCGUCUGUGACACCAUGGGCAGCACCAUUGAGGUUACAACCGAUAGGAAUCUACUUUAAGAAGGCAGAAGCAUCGUGGAAACCCUCAAUGGUGCUGCCCAUGCUAAAACAGCCUUUGGGCCACUAGAGGCCUCUAUCAUUCUCAAUGGGUGGAAUCAAUAUGGCAACAUUUUCACCCAGCCUAUUAGUGUAGUUCAUUACUAUCAGCUGGUUCUAUUUCAGUGAUUUCAGCCAAUCAUUAGUCAUCACAAACAAAUUGGUUCAACCCUCAACCACUCUUGAUAUCCUGUUUGAUACCUACCUGUCCAAGGGAAGAUCUCAAUUGCAUACUCCUCGCGCCUCGUCUUCUUCUCAAAACCCAUUGGUGGAGAAGUUCAGAGGGACGGGACCUCUGGCUUUCUUAUCCAAUGGUUUUUGAGAAGGACACGAUGAAGGGAGAAGAUGGCGGAAAAGGAAAUAAGGAAGAAAGGGUUAUGAAUAAACAUGGAGUGGGGGAUUGCACAGGCCUUCUGAAAGAUCUGGUGAAGGAGAAGAUGAUGGACAUGAAAAAAAGGAGAGACAAUUUUUGAAUGAAUAUGGAAUGGAGGAUCGCACAGGACUUUUGGAAGAGCUUGAGGAGGAAAUGGGACAGGACAAGAGUGAGGAUGAAUUCAAUGUGGUGGCAGGUGCAGUGAUGACUGCUGAGAAGAAGUUGAGUGUAGAGGGAAGUAGUGAGGUGAGGAAGGUUGGCGUCAAAUGCAAGAACAGGGAUACGUGCUCCAAUAGUUCAGAGAUGGAACUUGUUGAGAAUGAGGGUGAACUACCUGCGGCGAGGAUCGCCGAAGAGAAUGGAUCCUUGCUGUUUGGUUGAUCCAUAUGUGGUGUCAGGUUGGGUGGAGGAGAGGUUGGGGGACUAUUGAGUUGGUGAAUGUGACUUGGAGUGGAUUCAUGAUGAUUUAUUGUGUUUCCUCCACCCAGAGGAAGAGGGCGCUCCAGAUUACGAGAUUAGGGACAAGACUUGUGACGUGCUUUGCUCUCUGGAGCAUGAUAACGGGGGUGGCAUUAAGUGUUGAUGAGGAGAAGUUGAAAUUGAAGAUUCCUGGUGUCUGUGACGCCCGCCACUUGAUGAGACGUAGAUUCAGUGGGGAAACGGAGAAGACAUUAUGUCAUGCUGAGUUUUGAUGCAGAGUCGUUACCAGAUACAGUUGAAGUCGGAAGUUUACAUACACCUUAGCCAAAUACAUUUAAACUCAGUUUUUCACAAUUCCUGACAUUUAAUCCUAGUAAAAAUUCGCUGUCUUAGGUCAGUUAGGAUCAUCACUUUAUUAUUAUGUCAGAAUAAUAGUAGAGAGAAUGAUUAAUUUCAGCUUUUAUUUCUUUCAUCACAUUCCCAGUGGGUCAGAAGUUUACAUACACUCAAUUAGUAUUUGGUAGCAUUGCCUUUAAAAUCUUUAACUUGGGUCAAACGUUUCGGGUAGCCUUCCACAAGUUUCCCACAAUAAGUUGGGUGAAUUUUGGCCCAUUCCUCCUGACAGAGCUGGUGUAACUGAGUCAGGUUUGUAGGCCUCCUUGCUCGAAACACGCUUUUUCAGUUCUGCCCACACAUUUUCUAUAGGAUUGAGGUCAGGGCUUUGUGAUGGCAUCUCCAAUACCUUGACUUGUUGUCCUUAAGCCAUUUUGCCCCAACUUUGGAAGUAUGCAUGGUGUCAUUGUCCAUUUGGAAGACCCAUUUGCGACCAAGCUUUAACUUCCUGACUGAUGUCUUGAGUUGUUGCUUCAAUAUAUCCACAUAAUUUUCCUUCCUCAUGAUGCCAUCUAUUUUGUGAAGUGCACCAGUCCCUCCUGCAGCAAAGCACCCCCACAGCAGGAUGCUGCCACCCCAGAGCUUCACGUUUGGUAUGGUGUUAUUCGGCUUGCAAGCAACCCCUUUUUCCUCCAAACACAAUGAUGGUCAUUAUGGCCAAACAGUUCUAUUUUUGUUUCAUCAGACCAGAGGACAUUUCUCCAAAAAGUACAAUCUUUGUCCCCAUGUGCAGUUGCAAACCGAAUUGCUGCAAAGAAACCACUACUAAAGGACACCAAUAAGAAGAAGGUGUGGGUCAACGGAUGAUCUCCGCAUGUGUAUUUCCCACCGUAAAGCAUGGAGGAGGAGGUGUUAUGGUGUGGGGGUGCUUUGAUGGUGACACUGUCAGUGGUUUAUUUAGAAUUCAAGGCACACUUAACCAGCAUGGCUACCACAGCAUUCUGCAGCGAUAUGCCAUACCAUCUGGUUUGGACUUAGUGGGACUAUAAUUUGUUUUUCAACAGGACAAUGACCCAACACACCUCCAGGUUGUGUAAGGGCUAUUUUACUAAGAAGGAGAGUGAUGGAGUACUGCAUCAGAUGGCCUGGCCUCCACAAUCCCCCGACCUCAACCAAAUUGAGAUGGUUUGGGAUGAGUCGUACCGCAUAGUGAAGGAAAAGCAGCCAACAAGUGCUCAGCAUAUGUGGGAACUCAAGACUGUUGAAAAAGCAUUCCAGGUGAACCUGGUUGAGAGAAUCCCAAGGGUGUGCAAAGCUGUCAUCAAGGCAAAGGGUGGCUAUUUGAAGAAUCUCAAAUAUGACAUUAUAUACUGUAUAUAUAUAUAUAUAUUUGUUUAACACUUUUUUUUGGUUACUACAUGAUUCCAUAUGUGUUAUUUCAAAGUUUUGAUGUCUUCACUAUUAUUCUACAAUGUAGAAAAUAGUAAAAAUAAAGAAAAACCCUUGAAUGAGUAGGUGUUCUAAAACGUUUGACCGGUAGUGUUUACUAAAUAAUAUAUAUGUGUGAAAUUAGUUUUGAUUUAGGUUGGACCAUUAUCAUGCACCUGUCUCGAAACAGGGGCAGCUGAAAAAAAUAAACGUAAUCUAUGCACUUAAAUAGCGAAUAGAGGACGGUUUUCUCAUGGUUCAUUUUCAUGCCAGCCAGGUAGGCUAUACUCCUGUUGUAAAGAGUAGCAAUGUGCUUAUAUUAGGAAAGUUGAGAAAUAAAUAUAGUAGGCCUAGCCUAUAGAAAGCUGAUGGGAUCCUCCUCUUUUUAAAAGAGGCAUUCACUUUGUUUUCUCAUGCAAUUGCAUAGCCUAUAGAGUUGUUGCACAACAUGAGCUCAUAGGCUCUCAUUAAGUGUUUGAUGAGAUUUUCAAUUACAUUUGCAUUGAUGUCAGAGUGAUUAGAGGGACAAUAGAGUGCUGAGUACCAGGCAGAUAGCAAGUUUGGUAGGCUACUAAUGACCAUCAGCAGCAUCAGAGCUUGGAGAAGCCUAAUUACCGUGACUAAACCGUAACGUGGAAUUUGACUGCCGUCAUAACUGCUGGUGUGACAGUAAUACCUCACCGUAACAGCCCUAGAAUAAUGCACCUAAAAGUUGGAUGCGAUCUGCCAACCAAAUCCCAAAGAAGGAGAAGAUGAGACAGGAGAGUUGAUGCGAGUAGUAUGCAAUUGCGAUCUUCCACCCCCCCCCCCCCCCCCCAAAAAAAGUAAUAAAAGUAAUUGAUAUCUUCCCAUAGUCAAUCACCCAUGUAAUGUGACACUUUUCUUUUCAGAUAUCACCCCAAAGAGAAGAGUAUCCACUGAAAAGGGUGAGUUUAUCCAUUGACAACUGCUUAGUCUUCCAGUCAGAUUUAGAAUAACAAGUAUCAAGACAAAGGCCCUCCUAUUCGCAUGGGUUUCACUGAACACUUAAAGUACCAAGAAAAGUCAAACUUUACCCAACUUGAAAUAUGCUUCAAACCGGCAGUUUGCAUGCUUUGCAAAAAGAGUUGAGCUUAGUGAUGUAAUGUUAACUACUCGUUGUCUCUGCCUCUUCCAGGUCCCCUGCUGGAGUUUCUGGACCCCCAAGAGCAGUUGGAUGUGCGGGUGGGAGGGCAGGCCAGACUCCACUGUGCCUUCAGGAGCUGUAGUUUUCCUGUGGCAUCCUGCUGGAUCUACAACAGAGAGCAGGUCUGUGUUGAAUUGGCUUGGGGUCACACACACACACCCCAUAGUUUUAUCACAAGUGUUGUGUACCUGUAUGUGUACUUUGACUGAAUUUAUUAGGUAACUUCAAUCUUCUCCAUCUAUGCAGGUGGUUGUAGGCAGGCCGAGGACUCGUGUAGAGAGCAGUGACACUGACAGCUGUGUGGAGAUAUCUCAAGCUUGUCCAGAUGAUGCGGGUACAUACACUAUAUUGGUGCAGAAUCGCAGGGGCUCGGCUCAGCACACAGUCACCCUCAGUGUUAUCGGUGAGUAUCUGGGGCGUGUUCAUGAUAACUAAAGUUAAAUUCAAUAAACCAGGGUCGUAUUCAUUAAGCACCAAAUGAAAGAAAAUGUUCUGAAACAGAGAGGGACUAGCUGAACAAUAAGAACUGUUUGUUUUAGUUUUUUGUUGCAAAAUAUUUCGCUACAGUGUACACUAAUGAAUACGACCCUGCCUUAUUCCCAAAUGACAAUUAAUGCUGAUAGAUUGCAUUACCGCAUCAUAAUACCAAUGAGCCUCAAUUCUGAUCAGAACAAGACGAGAUGGUUAUUCACACGUAACAAUUCCAAGAAUAGUCCUGCUAGUAAACUCAAUGUCAACGAACCCUACGGUUCGGGGAAGAUGUCCUCAUCUUGAAUAAUCUUGUUCAGGGUGAAGUAGGAAAAGCUCACAGCUGCUGACCUCGACUACGUCAAAAGAGGUUAUGCAUUUGAUCUCUCGGAGCUCAAUGCCUUCCAUCUAAAGUUGACCAUGGGCCCUGUUCCAAUACUUUUAAAUGGCUUCCUUUCUUCUUUCCUACAUUGAGGUAACUUCACUGCUCUAACAUGACUGAACUAAUGAGUGAAGUAAAGUAUUAGGAAACCACAUCUGCCUUGGGCCCUGUUCCAAUUCUAUAUCACAUCUACCUUGGAUCUUGUUCCAAUGCUUUCAAAUGGCAUCCUUCCUUAGGAACCCAAAUCCACCACACCAGUCAUGUCAGAUCAGUACUUACAAAAGGAAAGAUAACAUAUUCUCACAGGCUCUGUGUUUGUCUCCCUGUCUUCUCAGACCGGCCACACCCUCCGGCAUCUAGUCCUGUGGUCUCCCAGCUCUCCUCCCGCUCCCUGGUCCUGUCCUGGUCGGGGCCCAGCUACGACGGGGGCAGUGCCGUCACAGGCUACGUGGUGGAGGUGAGACGAGAAGGCCCAGAGAAGCCUGAGGACUGGAGUGAGGUGACGACCCGCUGCAAGAACACCUCGUACCGGGUCCGCUCGGUCGUGGAGCCCCUAGGGGAGUACCGCUUUCGUGUUCGGGCCUACAAUUCAGCGGGUGUCAGUGAGCCGAGUGAGGAGUCGGACUGUGUCAAGAUGGACACCAGAGGUUGGUGGAUAUUGAUUUUCUCCAAACAGUGACUUUGGUGAUUACUACCAGUUUUGAUCUUAAAACAGUUGUUGAUCUGACUCGUUGUCUCUGUCUAUUGGUUUUUCCUUGAAAUGUCUUAUAUCUACAUUCUGUUGAAUUCAACUACAAAUAUUCAGUAGUUCUUGUUGACUAAUCAUGAUUCUGUGCUUUUGAAGUAGAGUCAAAAGAGGAAUCCCAAUCGUAUGUGACUGUCACCAUUGACACCACGCACAAAAUCAAGGAUCAUUACAAUGUGCAUGAGAAGCUGGGAGUGUAAGCAUUAGAUGGUCACUCACUCACUAUAUUGACUGAUUGCUGAACUGGGUCAUGUUCAGUUGGCAUGAAACGGAACAAAACUGUCAAACUGAAGUACUAUCUGGGUUGUAUUAAUUUGUGAUCAUCAUAGUAAACGAAAAGCGACAAUGAGUGUUCUCAUUGGACAAGUUCAGGUAGUCCCUCCCAGUUUUGUUCAGUUUUCUUCUCUUUGGUGUCUAGUGAAUAUGACCAUGAACUUGUCUAUUUUCAUUUUCUGUGGCAACGCAUUUUAAAACACUUAAACGUUUUGCUACUGUGUGUCCUAAUGAACACAACCCUGCUAACUGCCUAUUGGAACCUCAACAGGGGGAAGUUUGGCCACGUCUUCAGGCUGAGUCACAAGGAGACAGGUCAGGUGUGUGCAGGGAAGUUCUACCGGGCCCAUGGCUCCAAGGCGAAGGCUGCGGCGCGCAGGGAGAUCGAGCUGAUGAACUGCCUCCACCACCCCAAGCUGGUGCAGUGCCUCGGGGCCUAUGACACCCGCUCCGAAAUCAUCAUGGUGAUGGAGUAGUAAGCACAGCCAGGUCCAAUCAUUUAGAUUAGUUAUGUAUUAAUAAUUUGAAUGUUGUAUUUGUAUUGAUGUCUUUACUGAGUUGCCAUUACAAUAUAAUGUGUGGUUCUCUCCUCUUCUGUACUUUCCUGGAGAUAGGAUUGAGGGCCACUGCUGGUAGUCUGGUAACUAGAUCUCCUACGGUUGUUGUCAUUGCCCAAGUUUGGACUUGGCAAAACCACACAAACAGAUCUGGGACCAGGCUACACUGCUGUUGAGAGAUUCACAUUGUUUACAUUGAAUAUGCAAGGGAUCAGUCUGAUAAAGGGCUUGUAUCAUUGAGGCCUAUCCAAUCCUCUAGGGCUAUAGGUUCUGUGGAUUGGUUUGACAUGAGGACCUUGGUCUUCCUUACACCUUCUAUAUCUCUAGCAUCGCCGGCGGGGAACUGUUUGCGCGUAUCGUGGAUGACAACUUUGAGCACACGGAGCCCACCAGCGCACGCUACAUGCAACAGCUCCUGGAGGGCAUGCGGUACGUCCACCGGCAGAACAUUGUCCACUUGGACCUCAAGCCAGAAAACAUUGUGUGUGUGGACACCACGGGCACGCGGAUUAAGAUCAUCGACUUUGGCCUGGCAGCCAAACUAGGUGAGUGGGUUUGGGGUAGAGUCUAAUAGUAUUUUCAAACUGUCAUGCUGACCCGAACGUUACUUUGCUACUUUCCUGGAUCAGAUAUUUUGUUUGCACAGUACAGCUUGGCUCAGCUCAACUCAGUAGUGUGAAAAGGGUCUUCAUAGUGUCCUGCAGAUACUAGGGCCAUGUGCAGUAGGGCACAACGUUGUGGAAUGUUCAGAAUCAGGUCAAAAUAAGUAUUGAGUAGAACAGACCUACAGUACCUUCAGAAAGUAUUCACACCCCUUGACUUUUUCCACAUUUUGUUGUCUUACAGUCUGAAUUUAAAAUGGAUUACAUAGAGAUUUUUGGCCCUGGCCUACAUACAAUACCCCAUAAUGUCAAAGUGGAAUUAUGUUUUAUUUUAUUUUUUACAAAUUACACUGAACAAAAAUAUAAACGCCACAUGUAAAGUGUUGGUCCCAUGUUUCAUGAGCUGAAAUAAAACAUCCCAGAAAUGUUCCAUACUCACAAAAAGCGUAUUUCUUAUUUUGUGCACAAAUUUGUUUACAUCCAUGUUAGUGAGCAUUUCUCCUUUGCCAAGAUAAUCCAUCCACCUGACAGGUGUGGCAUAUCAAGAAGCUGAUUAAACAACAUGAUCAUUACACAGGUGCACCUUGUGCUGGGGACAAUAAAAGGCCACUCUAAAAUGUGCAGUUUUGUCACACAACACAAUGCCACAAAUGUCUCAGGUUUUGAGGGAGCUGCAAUUGGCAUGCUGACUGCAGGAAUGUCCACCAGAGCUGUUGCCAGAUAAUUGAAUGUUCAUUUCUCGAUCAUAAGCCGCUUCCAACGUUGUUUUAGAGAAUUUGGCAGUAUGUCCAACCGGCCACACAACCACAGACCACGUGUAACCACGCCAGCCCAGGACCUCGACAUCCGGCUUCUUCACCAGCGGGAUCGUCUGAGACCAGCCACCCGGACAGCUGAUGAAACUGUGGGUUUGCACAAAACAAGAAUUUCUGCACAAACUUUCAGAAACCGUCUCAGGGAAGCUCAUCUGCGUGCUCGUCAUCCUCACUAGGGUCUUGACCUGACUGCAGUUAGGCAUCAUAACCGACUUCAGUGGGCAAACGCUCACCUUCAAUGGCCACUGGCACGCUGGAGAAGUGUACUCUUCACGGAUGAAUCCCGGUUUCAACUGUAUCGGGCAGAUGGCAGACGUGUGGGCGCUCGGUUUGCUGAUGUCAACAUUGUGAAAAGAGUGCCCCAUGGUGGCGGUGGGGUUAUGGUAUGGGCAAGCUACGGACAAUGAACACAAUUGCAUUUUAUUGAUGGCAAUUUGAAUGCACAGAGAUACCGUGACGAGAUCCUGAGGCCAAUUGUUGUGCCAUUUAUCCACCGCCAUCACCUCAUGUUUCAGCAUGAUAAUGCACAGCCCCAUGUCGCAAGGAUCUGUCGCAAGCUGAAAAUGUCCCAGUUCUUCCAUGGCCUGCAUACUUACAAGACAUGUCACCAAUUGAGCAUGUUUGGGAUGCUCUGGAUCAACAUGUACGACAGCGCGUUCCAGUUCCUGUCCAUAUCCAGCAACUUCGCACAGCCAUUGAAGAGGAGUGGGACAACAUUCAACAGGCUACAGUCAACAGCCCGAUUAACUCUAUGCGAUGUGUCGCACUGCAUGAGACAAAUGGUGGUCACACCAGAUACUGACUGGUUUUCUGAUCCACACCCCUUCAUUUUUAAGGUAUCUGUGACCAUCAGAUGCGUAUCUAUAUUCCCAGUCAUUUGAAAUCCAUAGAUUAGGGCCUAAAAAAUGUAUUUCAAUUGACUGAUUUCCUUAUAUGAACUGUAACUCAGUAACAUCUUUGAAAUUGUUGCAUGUUGAUUUGUUCAGUAUAAUAAAAAAUGAAAAGUCAAGUCUUCAACCCCUUUGUUAUGGCAAGCCUAAGUAAGUUCAGGAGUAAAAAUGUGCUUAACUAGUCACAUAAUACGUUGCAUGGACUCACUCUGUGUGCAAUAAUAGUGUUCAACUGGACUUUUUUAAAGACUACCUCAUCUCUGUAUACUACACAUUCAAUUAUCUGUAAGGUCCCUCAGUCGAGGAGUGAAUUUCAAACAAAGAUUAAACUACAAAGACCAGGGAGGUUUUCCAAUGCCUCGCAAAGAAGGGCACUUAUUGGUAGAUGGGUAAAAAGAAGCAGACAUUGAAUAUCCCUUUGAGCAUGGUGAAGUUAUUAAUUACACUUUGGAUGGUGUAUCAAUACACCCAGUCACUACAAAGAUACAGGUGUCCUUCCUAACUCUGUUGCCAGAGAGGAAGGAAACUGCUCAGGGAUUUCACCAUGCGGCCAAUGGUGACUUUAAAACAUUUACAGAGUUUAAUGGCUAUGAUAAGAGAGAACUGAGGAUGGAUCAACCACAUUGUAGUUACUCCACAAUACUAACCUAAUUGACAGAGUGAAAACAAGGAAGCCUGUACCGAAUAAUUUUUUUCUCCAAAACAUGCAUCCUGUUUGCAACAAGGCACUGAAGUAAUACUGCAAGAAAUGUGGCAAGCAAUUAACACUUUUGUAUUCAGGACAAAAAGUUAUGUUUGGGGCAAAUCCAAUACAACACAUUACUGAGUACCACUCUCCAUAUUUUCAAGCAUAGUGGUGGCUGCAUCAUGUUAUGGGUAUGUUUGUAAUCGUUAAGGACUGGGGUGUUUUCAGGAUAAAAAAUAAACAGAAUGCAGCUAAGCACAGGUAAAAUCCUAGAGGAAAACCUGGUUCAGUCUGCUUUCCACCAUACACUGGGAGAUGAAUUCACCUUUCAGCAGGACAAUAACCUAAAACAUAAGGCCAAAUAUAUGCUGGAGUUGCUUACCAAGAAGACCGUGAAUGUUCCUGAGUGGCCGAGUUACAGUUUUGACAUAAAUCUACUUAAAUCUAUGGCAAGAUCUGAAAAUGGUUGUCCAGCAAUGAUCAACAACCAAUUCGACAGAGCGUGAAGAAUUUUGAAAAGAAUAAUGGGCAAAUGUUGCACAAUCCAGGUGUGGAAAGCUCUUCGAGACUUACCCAGAGAGACUCACAGCUGUAAUCACUACAAAAGGUUAUUCUACACAGUAUUGACUCAUACUUUUGUAAAUUAGAUAUAAAAAACAUGUUUUCACUUUGUCAUUAUGGGGUAUUUUGUGUAGAUAGGUGAGAAUGUUUUUUUUAAUCAAUUUUGAAUUCCGACUGUAACACAACAAAAUGUGGAAUAAGUCAAGGGGUUAUGAAUACUUUCUGCGCACUGUACCUCUGAUAAGUAGAAUGAUGAGUCAUGUCAGCUCUUUAGAAUUGUAUAACUUUAGCUAUCUACAGUAGUUGAAUGAGCCUGUACACACUCAAAUUAGACGACACCUUUUAGCAUGAGAAGACAUGAGCAACAAUUACAUUUAGGUGUAUUUUAUCUCAAAUGUUUAUGUGGGAGCACAUUACAUUCAAGGUUUAUAUUUGUUUCUUUACUUUAAAAGCAGUCUAUGGACUGCAAAUAUCUCAAUAUGAAACAUACAGUGCAUUCGGAAAGUAUUCAGACCCUUUGACUUUUUCUCCACAUUUUGUUAAGUUACAGCCUUUUUCUAAAAUUGAUUAAAUUGUUUGUUUCCCUCAUCAAUCUACACACAAUACCCCAUAAUGACAAAGCAAAAACAGGUUUUUAGAAACAUUUGCAAAUGUAUUAAAAAUUAAAAACUGAAAUUUUACAUAAGUAUUCAGACCCUUUACUCAGUACUUUGUUGAAACACCUUUGACAGCAAUUACAGCCUCUUCUUGGGUAUGACUCUACAAGCUUGGCACACCUGUAUUUGGGGAGUUUCUCCCAUUCUUCUCUGCAGAUCCUCUCAAGCUCUGUCAGGUUGGAUGGGGAGCGUUGCUGUACAGCUAUUUUCAGGUCCCUCCAGAGAUGCUCGAUCGGGUUCAACUCCUGCGUUGUCUUGGCUGUGUGCUUAGGGUCGUUGUCCUGUUGGAAGGUGAACCUUCGCCCCAGUCUGAGGUCCUAAACGCUCUGGAGCAGGUUUUCAUCAAGGAUCUCUCUGUACUUUGCUCCGUUCAUCUUUGCCUCGAUCCUGACUAGUCUCCCAGUCCCUGCUGCUGAAAAACAUCCCCACAGCAUAAUGCUGCCACCACCAUGCUUCACCGUAGGGAUGGUAUUGGCCAGGUGAUGAGCGGUGUCUGGUUUCCUCCAGAUGUGACGCUUGGCAUUCAGGGCAAAUAAUUAAAUCUUGGUUUCAUCAGACCAGAGAAUCUUGUUUCUCAUGGUCAGAGUCCUUUAGGUGCCUUUUGGCAAACUCAGAGUGGGCUGUCAUGUGCCUUUUUACUUAGGAGUGGCUUCCGUCUGGCCACUCUACCAUAAAGGCUUGAUUGGUGGAGUGCUGCAGAGAUGGUUGUCCUUCAGGAAGGUUCUCCCAUCUCCACAGAGGAACUCUGGAGCUCUGUCAAAGUGACCAUCGGGUUCUUGGUCACCUUCCUGACCAAGGCCCUUCUCCCCUGAUUGCUCAGUUUGGCCGGGCGGCCAGUCUUGGUGGUUCUAAACUUCUUCCAUUUAAGAAUGAUGAAGGCCACUGUGUUCUUGGACACCUUCAAUGUUGCAGAAAUGUUUUGGUACCCUUCCCCAGAUCUGUGCAUCGACACAAUCCUGUCUCGGAGCUCUACAGUCAAUUCCGUCAACCUUGUGGCUUAGUUUUUGCUCUGACAUGCACUGUCAACUGUGGAACCUUAUAUAGACAGGUGUGUGCCUCUCCAAAUCAUGUCCAUUCAAUUGCAUUUACCACAGGUGGACUCCAAUCAAGUUGUAGAAACAUUUCAAGGAUGAUCAAUGGAAGCAGGAUGCACCUGAGCACAAUUUCGAGUAUCCUAGCAAAGAGUCUGAAUACUUAUGUAAAAAAUGUAUUUCUGUUUUUUAUUUGUAAUAAAUGUGCAAACAUUUCUGUUUCUAUUUUCACUUUGUCAGUAUGGGGUAUUGUGUGUAGAUUGAGGAAUUUUUAUUUAUUUAAUCAAUUUUAGAAUAAGGCUGUAAAAUGUGGAAAAAGUGAAGGGGUCUGAAUACUUUCCGAAUGCACUGUAUCUAGAUAUGUAACAUCGCUGGACUAUCCCUUCAAGUCAACAGCUACCUUUUGAUAACAGCUUGCCCAUGAAAUGGACACACGCAGAGGAGGCUGGUGGGAGGAGCUAUAGGAGGACAGACUCAUUGUAAUGGCUGGAAUGGAAUAAAUGGAAAGGCAUCAAACGUGGUUUUUACAUAUGUUGAUAAGUUCCAUUUAUUCCAUUCCAGCCAUUACAAUGAGCCCAUCCUCCUAUAGAUCCUCCCAUCAGCCUCCAUUGGGCACUCAAGCAUGUGAGCAGAGUUCAGCAGUUGGAAAUCCUGCUCAUCGCUCAUGGAGCAGUGCUUGCACACCACUUAGGCGCUCCAUGUCCUUUCCUACAGCUCAGCUAAAAACCGCUCCAUGCUCACAGGAACGAACUCCCGCUCUAAAUUCACUCAUUAAUUAAAAUCACAAUAUAACCAACACCCAUCUGUUUUUGUGACUUCCUGGACCAACCAAUUUGUUAAGUAUUGAAACCAAACCAUAUGGAUUUGAAUGAAAAGUAUUUGAAAAAACAUGAAAAGUUGAAUGUAAGAAGCUAACAUCAUUUCAAAUAGGCUACAUGUACAGUGAAGGAAAAAAGUAUUUGAUCCCCUGCUGAUUUUGUAUGUUUGCCCACUGACAAAGAAAUGAUCAGUCUAUAAUUUUAAUGGUAGGUUUAUUUGAACAGUGCGAGACAGAAUAACAACAAAAAAAUCCAGAAAAAAGCAUGGCAAAAAUGUUAUAAAUUGAUUUGCAUUCUAACGGUAGCUAAAGCAAGGGGAUAUUUGCAGCACACCAGUAGACUACAUGCUGGGGCGGGCAUGCCCUGAGCUCACUUGUGAAGUGAGCGCUACUGGAUUACCUUUGGUAAUCUCGCUCCAUGCUCCAGUCAAAUUGGGCACGCUCUGCUCACAUACUCUGCUGGGCACACACUAUCGCAGGGGGGCAGAGGUCAGUAAACGGGAAAGGGUAGUCCACAUAUCCUGCAGCUACACUGGCUAGCAUCGCUAAGAACAAUGUCUAAUUGCUGACACAAAAAAGCAACGUUUGGAAAAAAAUUGGUAUGUGGAUGAAAGUCAUGCUUAGGCGAAUAAACUAUAAAGGGAAAUAAAUGGCUACAGUUUAUAGUUUUAGUUAUUUCAUGAAAUGUUGUUUUUAGAAAAGGGGUGUUUUUUUACCUACUUGUAUAUUUAAAAAACUUCAUUGGAACAUAUCUACAACUUUUUUUUUAAUGUCAAAUAAUUAGAUCAACUUACCACAAAAUAAUUUUGUUGCAAUAUCUCCAAAAAUUGUGAUGAUACAGAGGAAAUGUUUUGUUCAGUAAGAACAGUGACAGCCAGGGGGCUAGUUACCCCCCUACUACCGUACUGUAUUUAGAUGUGAAAUUCACUUUGAGUUUAUUCAAUUUUGAUUUGAUCCGCUCUGUACAGAGAUGGAUGAAAAAUCUUAAACGCAAUGGGCACGUUACAGGUCGUCUUUAUUACAGGCGCGUUGCACAAUUAACCAGAUCUCACAACACCUGGAGAAGUGUUUAACAUCUCAGAAAACACAUUAACAUGACACCACAGUCUCCUGAGACUGCAAUAAAGAGAACCUGGAACGUGCCCAGUAUCAAUGUAAUAACCUUGACCAACAUGUUUCUCAUUUGUUUUCCUCUCCGAUACAGAGCCUGGUACUCCACUGAUGGUGAUGCAUGGGACGCCAGAGUUUGUGGCCCCGGAGGUGAUCAGCUACGAGCCGGUAGGGCUGGCCACGGACAUGUGGAGCAUCGGAGUCAUCUGUUUCAUCUUGUGAGUUAUGAACAGGCCUACCAACUUGCUUCUAUUCAAGCACACCAUGGUCCGGUGUUCAGUAGUGCACACUGUAGAAAAAAAUGGGCAAUGGAUGCAGGCUGACUUAUACAUGUAUGACCCUGCUUCUCUGCUGCCUACCAGGCUAAGCGGUGAAUUGCCCUUCCAAGGUAACAGUGACGCAGAAACCCUGGGCCUGGUGACGGCCGCCUGCUAUGAGUUUGACCAGGAAAGCUUCGAGGACAUCUCGGACCAGGCUAAAGACUUCAUCACCUCCCUGCUCAAGAAGGACACAAGGUUUGUCUCCUACUGUCAGGAUGUUGGCUGCCUGGAUGACUGCUGGCUGGUAUCCAUAUUGUCUUAUGCACUGGGGACAUGUGUACGUGCGUGCCUGCACGUUUAGUCUGUCAGGCUAGAUUUAUACUCCACCAAAAUGUUCUCCUUAGCAAUACAUUACUGACACUUGCUUAGUUACAUACUCUGGCAUGCACCCAAAUUAUCAGUGUGGAGACCUCUGUGCGGUGUGUGGUGAAGUCACAGAGCCUCUAUGGAGUAAAUCUAGUGGAGUAUAAAUCCAAAGAAAUGGUUAACAAAAUGCUCCAGGAGUUGGAGCAGGUUAUCUGUGUUGUGCUUGCACUUGAGUGUGAAACAAAGAGAGAAAUUGUAUAAUGGUGUGCUCUUGCCCCUCCCCAAACCCUGACCCCGUCUUCAGGGGUAGGCUGUUGUGUGAUGAGGCCCUUGCCCACCCCUGGAUGGCCUCUUUUACGCAACUGGUCCGCCGGCCCACCAAGUCCCUCAAGAAGGACAAGAUUAGACGUUUCUUGGCCAAGCGCAGAUGGAAGGUAUAUCCAUAUUACCUUACACAAAUCUAUUCUACAUGUCACAUUCUAUUUCAAAUGUUUUCUGCCCUAAUGAACACGUCCCUGGCCCCAUACUGUAUGUGCUGAAGCCAGCUCUUCAAUCGUUAUCAUGUCUAGCCAUACAAACAUCUUUGGCAUGACUAUGAACAAACAGAGAGAUGAGUGGGCUAAAGCACAAACAGACUGGGCCAGCAGGCUAACUCAGCAGUGACUGAACCAACAAGGGAUCUGUUAAUGGCGUCGCAUUGAUUCAAAUGGCAGAUGCUUGGUUCUCAGUGAUGUUUUAUCCCUCUCCAUAACUAAAGAAAACGGGCAAGGCUGUAAUAGCACUGCAGAGGAUGGCCAACCUCACCAACAGUCCUGACUCUCCUGGAAGCUCUGGGGAGGGUAAGAGAGACACGUCCAUUGACCAUCCAGGGCUCAAUGUCAGUGUUUUUCCUUUUUAAUGUUAAAUCAACAUCUGAAAAGUGGUACGCUCAAUGGUAGUUGCUCCUGUUUAUUAACCUUUGUUGGAAGGUGACAGUAUUCUUUUCCCUCUCUCCUCCCACCACCCAGAGGCUAGCUGGAGCCCGGAAGCAGAGCGGGCCAUCCAGUCCCUGGAUCAGGAGCUGCAGAGUGAACCCCGCUUCCAGCAGGCCCUAAGGGACACCAGCCAGCCCCGGGGAUCUACUGCCCGCCUGGCAUGCCGCAUCCAGGGUAUGAUUGGUUGGAAGCUCAAUCAAGAGCAGUGGUUGGGGCCAAUUUGAAUUUGAAAGUCAAUUCAGGAAAUAAACUGAAAUUCAAUCAUUUAAAAAAUGUCAUCUAUUUCCAAUGACUUCUCAAUAAAUGGAAAAGGAGAAGCUAUUUUUCAAAAGUGUUUCCAUUUUGGCAUUUUCAAAUCAAAUCAUUCCGAUUUGAGCGACUUCAGUUAGAUUUGACCUCAACCCUGCUCGAAACCCAUUUGCUACACACACGAUCAAUGACAGCACUCUGUCGCUAGCUAAGCAUUCUUCCCAUCGGCUUGCUCAGGAUAACCCUUGUGAACUACAACGGUUUAAUUUGAACCCUUGUAUCAUGCUCUUGUUAUUGUAACCUUAGUUUUCCAUCGCUCGUCAUUUGAACCCUUGUCUCCCUGUCACUCACCAUUUUAACUCUAUCCCCGUCACUCGCCCUUUGAACCAUUGUCUCGCCCUGUGGCUCGUCAUUUUAACCCUGGUCUCUCACCGUCACAGGCUACCCCGAGCCAGAGGUGAUGUGGCUUAAGGACGAGAGGCCCGUAGAGUCGUCGUCGAGGGUUACCGUGGAGUACGAUGGCAUGUGUGAGCUGGUCCUGACUGACCUGGGACCUGCCGACUCUGGGAUUUACAAGUGCAGAGCCACCAACGACCUGGGGGAGGCACUGUGCUCAGCCAAACUUACAGUGGAAAUGUAGAAUGAGAACACAAAACAACUACGACUGGAUCCCAAUUCUACACCGUUUUCCCCAAAGAUUUAACAAUGGUGGAAACUCCCUAGUAGCCGAUGAUAACACCAAUCCAAUGUUUUGAAUCCAUAAUGGGAAGUGUGGAAGUGUACACUUUAGGAGAAGGGUGGGGAAUCGGGAUGCAGCCUACAAUCAAUGUUGGAGAAGCUACUCUGAAAAUAUAGUUUACCAAGCUACCAAUUACUUCACACUGGAAGAAGUUAAGCUAGGUUACUUAACUAAAGUUACUUUGAAAAAGUAGUUCACUACAUCCAAACUACUUCAUGAAAAAUUAUCAUAUCAGAAAUGUCAUAGAAUACAAAUUGCAAGAACUGAUCACUCUUGUUAACAGAAUGUGUAAUUUAUCCUAUUAAGCACAAAAACGUUUCAAGUGAGAAUUCGUUAGGUCUGAUGCCCGAAAAAGAAAGGAAAUUGCCUACUUCACCCAUAUUUUAGCAAAAUAAAUAGUGUGUAGUUCCAGUAGUUAGCUACAUGGCAAAAAAGUAAUUAACUGCUGAAAACACUACCAAGAUUUUAAUUUAAAUACCACCAAGCUAUUGCAAAAUAUAGUUUAAUUAGUAAUUGAACUACAUGUAGUUCACUACUCCCCAACACUGCCUACAAUGCAAUCUAGAAGGUGACCACCAUGGUCUAAAAUGUAUAAUUGUUGUGAACUGCUCUGAGAUGGAAGAACUGGACCAGCGAAAGCAAUUGUUGUAUCCAUUUUGUGUUCAGUAGGACAUUGUAGAGAAACCCUUUGCAAAGGAAAAUGAAAGUGAACGUUUAUUGGGCAAGUACCUUCUCCUUUCAUGACAUUUUUUUUAUUGCUUUUUCUGUUUUUGACCCCGAUAUAGAUUGACCACUGUCGGUCAUGUUGCUUGCACAUCUCCAAUGAUUUCAGAUCAUUGCAAGAUGUAGGAGAGAUGAGAAAGCCACUUUAGACUUGAGAUACAUUAAACUGUCCAUGGAUGUCAAGGGUGGCUCAAAAAAAGACUCACAGAUGUAAUCUCUGCCAAAGGUGAUUCUAACAUGUAUUGACUCAGGGGUGUGAAUACUUAUGUAAAAUUUAUUUUCUGUAUUUCAUUUUCAAUAAAUGUGCAACAAUUUCUAAAAAUACGUUUUCACUUUGUCAUUAUGGGGUAUUGUGUGUAGAUGGGUGAGAAAAAUAUUUUAUCAAUUUUGAAUUCAGGCUGUAACACAAGAUGUGGAAUAAGUCGAGGGGUUCGAAUACUUUCUGAAGGCACUGUAUCUACACACUCCUAAACUGGUCCCAGAUCUGUUUGUGCUGUAUAGCCAACUAGCCGGUGGCCCCGCACAUUGACUCUGUACUGGUACCCCGCUGUAUAUAGGCUCCCUACUGUUAUUUUAUUUUACUGCUGCUCUUUAGUUAUUUGCUUCUAUUUUUCAAUUUUUUACUUAACACUUUUUUUAUUCUUAAAAAAAACUGCAUUGUUGGUUAAGGGCUUGUAAGUAAGCAUUUCACUGUAAUAUCUACUACUACACCUGUUGUAUUCGGCGCAUGUGGCAAAUAACAUUUGAUUUGAUUUGAGUGUCACUAUCUGUUGAUAGUAUCAUGUUUAAUUUAGCUUUUCUCAAUCUAGAAACAGCACAAAAUUACUCCUACAUUUUUAUUCCACAAUUCCUUAUAAACAUCCCAAACAAUUUUUCACUAUACUCUUCCCCCAACACUUUUUUUUGACUUAAAGCUAUACUUAAAAUACUUGAUUGACCCUAAGCCGUACAAAAGAAAACAGUCAAAAUGCCCACCACUAUUUAACUCGAUUUAUGCAUUCUUGUGUCUGAAAUAUAAGUAUUUACAGUACAGUUUAGUCUUUAGAGUAUAUUAUACCAAGGAUUGUCUGAUGUCCGCUUGAUCCGUUUAAACAUGUUGACAUUCAUAUAAAACCAAGUCGUGAGGGACCAUUUUUGUUUGUUAAAAUAUAAACAGCAAAUCUUUACCUGACAAAGCACAAACUCAUUCACUAAGUAGUAACAUUAAGAACUCGAUUCAAUCCGUAUCACGGAAGAUCUGCGGUAUAGCGCUAUUUAAAUUUAAAGGCAAUGUUUUUUCCCGCGUUCGCAGAGACUGCAUUCACGGUAAAUGCUACAUAUGUCGGCGCAAUCGGAAAUUACCUUUAAAUCUAAAUUGCGUUAUACCGCAGAUCUUCUGUGAUACGGAUUGAAAUCGAGCCCUAAUUCUCUGGCCAUGUUUCGUCUCCCACUAUAUCCACCCACAGCGAAAGCAUUGUAAAUUGACAAAGAAACAACCAUUUUUAAACGAGUGUGUGAAAAGUCGAUCAGACAGACACACUGGGGCCAUACUUGUGAACAUUAGAAACAGUUUAAAUGUAAACAGUUCCUCCGUCUCACAAUGCACAUCAUCCAAUUAAAAUCGUAGAUUUACUUGCACGUGAUCGAACAUUACAUUGCAGCUGGUCGCAUCAGAUAACCUGGCACACCAGAUGACAGUAUUUAUUUCCUGGAAGAAAUUCUGCAUCAGCCAAUUGCAAAUGUUGACCUAGAUGGACAUGAACAAACCCUUUUCCAUAAGAGUGUCCUUAACAAAGUCAAGCACUCUCGUUAUCAUCCUACAGAUGGCAGUAUUGCGGUAACGUUAUUUGAAGUUUAUCGCGAGUCCGGACUCGAACCCACGUUAGUGAGCGUCCACACUAGAGGAAAGUUUAUCGUUCUACAGUACACCUGUCAAUCAUCUGAUCAACGCAUCCUACUGCACGCUGUAGGCUUAUUGAUAAGGUCAUAACACAGACCAUUCAGUGCUUUCAGAGUGUGUUCAUUGUCAUAGUGCCAACUGCAAAUAAUACUCCAUUGUACAUAUAAUGAAAAAUAUAAAAACGUGUAUUUACAUGUAGCAAUUCAACAGCAAACACCGUUUAGCCUGCACAUCUUUUACAGCCUGUCAUUGCUUGCCUAGUUGCUCAAAGCUCCCCUAUUGAUUAGGCCUACAUUUAAGAAAAUUAUUCUACCUAAGCUACAACACAAAGCAAUGAGGACUGCAUUAUUGUUAUCAAGUGAGUAAACAAUUGUGGUCUAUAGGCACAUUUUUAUAACCACUCAAAUGUCCUGUUUUGUUUAAUGCCGAAAUAACUGCAUACAGCCUAGGCCUGAUUACGCAACCAUUUGGCUCAGUUAUGGGUCUAUUCUAGACAGUAUAGAAGGUCCAGAAAGGUAUAUUAGCAAGCCACUCAUAAGUUGUAUUUUGUCAGGAUGUAUCGGUGCUAAGAUACCAUUGGAAAAUAUGGACUUCUUCUGACAUAGAUGUCUCUCUCAUCUUUCCAACUCCCCGGCAGUUCUUAAAGCUGUAGCCUAUUUUACAUUUACAUUUUAGUCUUUUAGCAGAGGCUCUUAUCCAGAGCGACUUAAAAGUAGUGAGUGCAUACAUUUGUAUAUUGCCGUAGUUUUUUUUACAUUCAGCAAGCAAGAGCAAGCGUGCAUCUCUCCUACGAUAGGCUAUUAUUCAUCAAUAUAAGUCGAAAUAAGUGUCCAACAAGCAAUUGUAAUUUGGCUUUUACUGGGAAUCUACAAGAUUGAAGACGAAUAGCCGAGGCAGCGAAGAUGCCAGGUGCGUAAUUGCGCAUUAAAACAAUGACCACAGACAGGCUCGAAAUGUGUAGCCUAAGUUAGAAGUGUAUGCAUAUUAGGCCAUAAUUCAUUAGCUCAAUGUUAGGCUUAAUACUGCAGUGAAUAUAUCCAGUGAAUAUACACAGUGAAAGAAAGGGGCUGCGCUUCCAGGCCUCGAGCACGCAGUUUGAAAAGCUACCCUAUUGAUUAUAUUUUAUAUGCAUUUUUAUAAUAAUCUACUUUGUCACAUAUGCUUUAUUUGACUCGAGGACCAACAUUGGAGCGUUUUCUCCUUAAAUAAAAACCUUGCCCUGAGGGAGAUUCGAACUCACGGCUGUCAAACCUUGCAGUCUCUGGGCUUACAUCCUUAGUGGAUCACACCACCAAUUAGUCAUAGCUGUAAGGGUAAAUUACUGCAUUUUAAAGAGGUAUGAAUAUAAACGUACAUGUUGUAUAAUCCUUCUACAUCUUUACUGCUGUGAAAGCACAUGAAUGUGUGUGAAAUGGAUAGGCAAAAAUGUUGGAUUUUGUCAUAUGUGAAAAUGUGAACAUUUUGUUUAACGUUAGUACUAGUAGCCUAGUCAAGGAUGUAUCACUGCAAUAUUGGCACACAACAUUUUGUUACAGACCAACGGAACAAAAGUAAACCUUGAAUUUGUAGGUUUAAAAUAUCCCUUUGGUGACCGGGGUAUUUUAAGAAAUGCCAUAGACGGGUUAGCUUACAACAUCACAAAAACAAUGCGUACACUUCAAUGGGGCAGAAGUCUAUGUUGUUGUGAUUCUGGAUGGCCAGAUAGCUAGCAACAAUAACAAGAAGCUGCCAUGUUGUUUGCUCAUUUCAGCUAGUUUUAUCUUGUUCUUGAUACCAUGUCUUGUUUUGAGGUGUUUUGACUGAUGUCACGUCUAUGCUAAUAUGGCUGAAAUUUGAUGUAACAAUGUAUUUGAGAGGCAACAAGUGCUCAUUGUGCAAUAUAUUAAUGUUUCCAAUAAAAAUUGAAGACAAAAUGUAGUUUACAUGUUGUCAACAAUCUAAGCCAACCCUGUCUGUUUUGCCCCAUAAUUGCGCAUAUCGGUUUUGUUGCUAAACAACCAACAUGUCUAUUGGUUGUUGGAUAUAAAGUCUAAGAUAUUUGAUAGGCUGAUGAGGAAUUUUGUUCCAGAAAAUAAUCACUCAUCUGGUGAGGUUAACAUAGGGCUAACGUGUGCCAGGUUAUCUGAUGGGACCAGCUACAAUGUAGCGUUCUAUUAAUGAUUUUAAUUGGCUGAUGUGCAUUAAGACGGAGAAACUGUUUACAUUUUUCUAAUGUUCGCAAGUAUGGCUCCAGCGUCUUUUGCAGGUGUAAGAUCCUCCGUGGGGGGUUUGUGGUUGCGAUGGCACACCAAAGCAACCGUUGUGGCGCUCCUUUUAAGGCAGACGUCCCUAACAUGAUUGCACCCUGGCCGUUUUGGAGCCACCCUCAUCCCUUGCAGGGCUUUACAGUCGGUGUGUGUGCAGUUCACUGUUGAGGUGGUGUAUGUGUAUGGAGGUCUGGCUCAGGACGGUGGCUUCGCUCCUUCCCAUCUCUGUUGGAUCCGCUUC